This is a messenger RNA of Phytophthora sojae, 432 nucleotides long. RefSeq lists its product as hypothetical. The transcript has a single exon. Lineage: Eukaryota; Oomycota; Peronosporomycetes; Peronosporales; Peronosporaceae. The coding region runs from base 1 to 432 and encodes 143 amino acids. The record is from RefSeq and is a predicted model, not a curated record.
AUGGACUUCGACGCCACCAUCGAGCGCCUGAACGCGCUCAAGCUGCAGGAACGCGGCGCGUCCCAGGCGCACGCCGAGCACGCGCACGCGCACACGACGCAGCUGCAACUGGAGCUGCGGCGGCUGCAUGAGGAGAACGAGCGGCGCGUGCACGAGCAGGAGCGGCAGCUGCAGCAGUGGCAGAGCGAGAUGCGCGAGAUGCAGACGCGGCUCGAGGCCGCCGAGCACCAGAACCGCCUGCUCAAGGCGGCGCUGGGCGAGGUGGACACGUACCGCCACCAGGCGGAGACGCAGCAGCUCGUGAUCGAGGAGCUGCAGUCGCAGGUCAAGCAGCUGCGCAUCACCAACUACCGGCUGCAGUACGUGGUGCAGCAGAGCCAGCCGCGAGGCCAAGGGUCCUUCUUGCCGCCACCGCCGCCAGAUAUUUUCUAG